Messenger RNA from Aspergillus wentii DTO 134E9, 1455 nucleotides. RefSeq names its product glycine decarboxylase subunit T. The transcript is spliced from 2 exons. Gene Ontology annotation, biological process: glycine catabolic process. Bases 1 to 1455 code for a protein of 484 amino acids. Gene Ontology annotation, cellular component: mitochondrion. Lineage: Eukaryota; Fungi; Ascomycota; Eurotiomycetes; Eurotiales; Aspergillaceae. The record is from RefSeq and is a predicted model, not a curated record. Gene Ontology annotation, molecular function: aminomethyltransferase activity; protein binding.
AUGUCGGCUAUUCGUUCUCUGAGGAAAGGUGUCGACCUUUUGGGGUCGAAGUCUGUAUACCUUCAAUCCGCUCCUGUGGCUGCCAAUGGCAUCGGCCGCCAGCUCCCCUCGCUGCUGAGUCGCUCUCCCCGCGCUCCGGCUUCUGGUCGUCCCCUUGCCCGUUACACUGCCAGAACGGCUUCUCUUCCUCAGACUGCCGUGCGAUAUGCUUCGUCUCCGGCUUCCUCGGGGCCUCUGAGACAGACGCAGCUUUACGAUUUACAUGUCGCCCGGGGUGCAAAGAUGGUCCCCUUUGCGGGGUUCUCCAUGCCGCUGCAGUAUUCGGAUCUCAGCCAUGUUGAGUCUCACCACUGGACGAGAGAAAAGGCCAGUUUGUUUGACGUGAGCCACAUGGUUCAGCAUUCUCUUAGCGGCCCAGGUGCAAUGGAGCUGUUGAUGAAAGUUACCCCCUCCUCUCUCGAUAAGCUCAAGCCCAAUUCAUCCACUCUGUCGUGUCUGUUGGAAGAGGGAACUGGUGGCAUUGUCGAUGACACUGUUAUCACCCGUCGUGGCGAAGAUUCCUUUUACUUUGUGACCAAUGCGGGCCGGAGAACCGAGGACCUGGUUUUCCUGCAGGCCGAGAUCGACGCCUACCGCAAGGCCAACGGAGCGGACAGCCUUAAAUGGGAUAUCCUCGAGGACAGAGGUCUGGUUGCUCUCCAGGGUCCCCUGGCUGCCUCGGUUCUCCAGUCCUUGGUUCACUCUGAGGGUGUCUCCGCUGCUGAGGCUGAUCUGAGCACCUUGUACUUUGGCAACUGCCGCUCCCUUCACCUCACUCUCCCCGAUGGCUCCGCCACCUCGCAGCCUAUCCUUAUCUCCCGUACUGGAUACACAGGUGAAGAUGGUUUCGAAAUCUCCAUCCCCACCGAGGGCAACCCCUCGCUGCCCCAGCAGGUGACCGAGCUCCUCCUCUCCCGUCCCGACGAGGUGCGUCUUGCUGGUCUUGCCGCCCGUGACUCCCUCCGCCUUGAGGCCGGUAUGUGUCUGUACGGCAGUGAUAUCUCGACUGCGCAGACCCCUCCCGCUGCCUCCUUGGGCUGGGUUGUUGGCAAAGACCGCCGCGACCCCGCAGCUGCCACCUUCAACGGAGCCUCUGCCAUCCUCCCCCAAAUUGCCUCCCCAGCCAAGACUCUGUCUCAACGCCGGGUUGGAUUCACAAUCGAGAAGGGUUCGCCCGCUCGUGAGGGUGCUGUCCUCGUCGACUUGAACGAUGAGUCCCGCACCCCAAUUGGUGUCAUCACCUCGGGACUGCCCAGCCCAUCGCUGGGCGGAACCAACAUCGCCAUGGGCUACAUCAAGUCGGGACUACACAAGAAGGGUACCGAAGUGGGAGUGCUGGUGCGCAACAAGGUCCGCAAGGCUACUGUCACCGGUAUGCCGUGGGUGGAGAGCAAGUUCUACCGCCCCAAGGCAUAA